Dicentrarchus labrax (European seabass) is the source of this 712-nucleotide messenger RNA. RefSeq names its product cocaine- and amphetamine-regulated transcript-like (gene cartl). The record is from RefSeq and is a predicted model, not a curated record. Lineage: Eukaryota; Metazoa; Chordata; Actinopteri; Moronidae. Gene Ontology annotation, molecular function: neuropeptide hormone activity. The coding region runs from base 132 to 452 and encodes 106 amino acids. Gene Ontology annotation, biological process: G protein-coupled receptor signaling pathway; positive regulation of MAPK cascade; cellular response to starvation. The transcript has 3 exons.
GGUCCGGUGGGUUGAGGGAGAAUCUCCUGUGGACCUGCUGCGACCCCUCUGCUCCUCCAGUCCUGAUCUGCUGCCUCCUGCCGGGACCUUCGCACUCCUCCUCCUCCUCCUCCUCCACCGGGACCAGUACCAUGGAUAGCUCCAGGAUGCUCCGCGGACUGCUGUUUGUCGGCCUGCUGACCGUCAUGUGUCACGGCCAGACGCCCCAGGAAGUCUCCGUAGAGGACGUUGGAGAGGACAAAACCGAGAACCUAGACAAAGACAUGAUUGAAGCCCUGGAGGCUCUGCUGGGCAGGAUGCAUAACCGCAUUUCCUCCACUGAGAAAAGAGGAAGCAUCCCAAUGUGUGGGAUGGGGGACCGGUGUGCCAUGAAGUACGGGUCUCGCAUCGGGAAGCUCUGUGACUGCAGCAGAGGAUCCACCUGCAACUCCUACCUGCUUAAGUGCAUCUGAAUCUGCAUUUCCUUUUUCUUUUUACACAAACAGCAUCACUUCUGCAGGACCAAACAUCCUUUACGAGCUCAGCAGGCUUCACAGCUUCCACAAACCCCUGAUACUACAUCUGUAAUAUCUUCAUUUAUAUUUACAUUAUGAAUUAUUAUUGAUUCGGCGGCUGUUGCCUGAGGAUAAGCAUGGAUUUUGUAUUGCUGACAUUCCUGGUUAUCUCCUGUAGCAUGUAAAUGUUUCAUGUUCAAUAAACACAUUAAUCAAAA